CAGGAGCAUCUGUACGCGUGACCAACAGUUUUGCCUGUUGAAAAAGUAAACAUAUAAUAGCUGUGACGGGAUGGAAUACCACUGUAGUCUCAUGUUCUUAUAAUUUUAGGAGCGUAGAGCUUUUGAUAGUUUCAGUGGCUUAAAGUUUCACACUCCAAUGUCCCAUUUUACACCAAAAGUAUUUUAAAUCUGAGCAAACUUCUUCAUAUCGCACUUUAUUGCCAUGGCCGACAAUAAAGGAUUUGUGGUUCAAUACUUUUCCGAUGGUACAUACGACGCUUACAGAAAGUUUCAUUCCCGUGGACCAAACGAAGAAGAUGCCGGCAAGAAUGAUCCAUGCUUUUCUAUAGUAUUUGACGACGAACCGAUAAAGGGAAAAUGGGAUUCCACUGACGGAUUUUUCCAGUUGGUGCCCGAUGGAAAGCGGACAUUUGUCGGCACAGUGUGUUUUGAGCCUCCUGUGCCGGGCGAUGUGGCUCCCAGUGGGUUUGAGGGCGCUGCUCGGGCGCCUGACCCCGUCCAACACCAGGAUGGCAGCUGGUCGCAAGUGGGCCCGCCUCUGUUCCGUGGGCUGGCGUAUUCCGGAAAACCAGGAGAGCGGAUCAAAGCGGUUUAAGGAGCAAACUCAUCCAUGAUACUUCUAUCGAUCAGUGCUUACAUUGUCUUUCCAUAUUUGGACCGGCAUGGAAUCGAUACGCAAGCAAAAAGCAAUUGUUUGUACUCGUACUUCUGCAUGUAUACGGUUGAAGUGCUUCUAUAAGGUGAAUAAAGCGGAUAGCAAACCGGUUA
This is a messenger RNA of Paramacrobiotus metropolitanus, 789 nucleotides long. RefSeq lists its product as uncharacterized. The transcript has 4 exons. Lineage: Eukaryota; Metazoa; Tardigrada; Eutardigrada; Parachela; Macrobiotidae. The record is from RefSeq and is a predicted model, not a curated record. Bases 224 to 616 code for a protein of 130 amino acids.